This is a messenger RNA of Durotheca rogersii, 858 nucleotides long. RefSeq names its product ras family-domain-containing protein. Gene Ontology annotation, biological process: protein localization to plasma membrane; regulation of exocytosis; protein secretion. The record is from RefSeq and is a predicted model, not a curated record. Gene Ontology annotation, cellular component: plasma membrane; endosome. The coding region runs from base 120 to 731 and encodes 203 amino acids. NCBI's taxonomy places the organism in Eukaryota, Fungi, Ascomycota, Sordariomycetes, Xylariales, Xylariaceae. The transcript has 3 exons. Gene Ontology annotation, molecular function: GTP binding; GTPase activity.
UGCGAAGAACCUCUUCUCGUAACCCGAACCGGAAUCUACGUCACAGCUCCAACUGACGAAGUCGAUCGAGCGAGCCUCUCCUGUCCUCUCUGCCGUCUCCGACGAGCGAGUCCACCAAAAUGUCGGGCAACCGAAACUACGACUUCUUAAUUAAACUUCUCCUAAUCGGCGAUUCGGGCGUCGGCAAAUCAUGCUGCUUGUUGCGAUUCAGUGAAGACUCCUUCACGCCGUCCUUCAUCACAACCAUCGGCAUCGACUUCAAGAUCCGCACGAUCGAGCUAGAUGGGAAGCGCGUGAAGUUGCAGAUUUGGGAUACUGCUGGCCAGGAGCGAUUCCGGACCAUCACAACGGCUUAUUAUCGCGGUGCGAUGGGCAUCCUCCUGGUUUACGACGUCACCGACCAGAGGUCAUUCGAGAACAUCAAAACUUGGUUCGCAAAUGUAGAACAGCACGCUACCGAAGGCGUUAACAAGAUACUCAUCGGCAACAAGUGCGACUGGGAAGAUAAGCGUGUCGUGUCAACGGAGCAAGGUGAGACGCUGGCUAAGGAACUCGGCAUACCUUUCCUCGAGGUAUCCGCCAAGAGCAACAUCAACAUCGACAAGGCCUUCUAUAGCUUAGCCUCCGACAUCAAGAAGCGUAUCAUCGACACGUCCAAGGCGGAGCCGGCCGCGCAAACUGGCGUCGUUGUCGCACAGGGAGACAACGCCGGAGCGGGCAAAUGCUGCUGAACUUGGGGAAAGUAUUCUUGGAGAUGCCGAGGGACUAGGGCCAGCCUAGCCUAGAGAAAGAAGGAGAGAGGGAGCGAGAGGAGAGCCAGACGCAGAGCUGAACAGAAAGCUGGCAACUUUUUUCUUU